Messenger RNA from Syngnathoides biaculeatus (alligator pipefish), 3234 nucleotides. It is a transcript of the gene nat10, whose product is annotated as N-acetyltransferase 10. Gene Ontology annotation, biological process: rRNA acetylation involved in maturation of SSU-rRNA. The coding region runs from base 105 to 3221 and encodes 1038 amino acids. The transcript is spliced from 29 exons. Gene Ontology annotation, cellular component: nucleolus; 90S preribosome. The record is from RefSeq and is a predicted model, not a curated record. Gene Ontology annotation, molecular function: 18S rRNA cytidine N-acetyltransferase activity; tRNA binding; ATP binding. Lineage: Eukaryota; Metazoa; Chordata; Actinopteri; Syngnathiformes; Syngnathidae.
UUCCAUGUGAGUAUAUCAACAACAUGAUGGCAACACUAGUUUAAAGUAAAGGUUGGAGUUUGGCGGAAUUUUAACACCUGUUAGGUAAUACAAGUAGGAAAAAAAUGGCCACUGUGCGCAAGAAGGUUGACAACCGCAUUCGUGUCCAGAUUGAGAAUGGCGUUGCCCAGCAUCAUCGCACCAUGUUUGUGGUGGUGGGAGAUCGUGGACGAGAUCAGGUGGUCAUUCUGCAUCACAUGCUGUCCAAAGCAAGCGUCAGAGCACGACCGUCUGUAUUGUGGUGCUAUAAGAAAGAACUUGGCUUCAGCAGUAAUCGCAAGAAACGUAUGAAGCAGCUGCAGAAGAAAAUAAAAACGGGCACCUUGAAUCUGAAUCAGGAUGACCCCUUUGAGCUCUUCGUUGCUGCCACUAACAUCCGCUACUGUUACUACAAUGAGACUCACAAGAUACUGGGAAACACUUUUGGCAUGUGUGUUUUACAAGACUUUGAAGCCCUCACUCCUAACCUCUUAGCCAGAACUAUUGAGACAGUUGAAGGCGGCGGUAUUGUGGUCAUACUAUUACGGACGGUGAACUCCCUCAAGCAGCUGUACACAAUGACCAUGGAUGUUCACGCUCGCUACAGAACAGAGGCUCAUCAGGACGUGAUCGGAAGGUUCAAUGAGAGGUUCAUCCUGUCCCUUGCCUCUUGCAAGAAUUGUGUUGUCAUCGAUGACCAACUCAACAUCCUGCCAAUCUCCAGCCACAUGGCCAACAUCAAGCCAGUGCCGCCAAAGACACAGGAGGAGGGUUUGUCUCCAAAAGAACAGGAGCUUAAGGACCUCAAAGAGACUCUCCAGGACACUCAGCCAGUAGGCGUCUUGGUGGAUAACUGCAAGACCAUGGACCAGGCCAAAGCCGUGCUAAAGUUCAUUGAAGCCAUCUCGGAGAAGACCCUGAGAAGCACCGUGGCACUGACGGCUGCUCGUGGCCGAGGCAAAUCUGCCGCGUUGGGGCUGGCUGUCGCGGGAGCUGUGGCCUUUGGCUACUCCAACAUCUUUGUAACAUCCCCAAGCCCAGACAAUCUGCACACCAUGUUCGAGUUCAUCUUUAAAGGCUUCGAUGCGCUCCAGUAUCAGGAGCAUUUGGACUACGAGAUCAUCCAGUCGCUGAAUCCAGAGUUCAACAAAGCGGUCGUGAGGGUGAACAUCUAUAAAGAGCACAGGCAGACCAUUCAGUAUAUCCAUCCAGGUGAUGCUGUCAAACUGGGCCAGGCUGAACUUCUGGUUAUGGAUGAGGCUGCAGCCAUCCCAUUACCUCUAGUCAAGAACCUGCUGGGACCGUAUCUGGUUUUCAUGGCCUCCACCAUCAAUGGCUAUGAAGGCACUGGCCGUUCCCUCUCCCUCAAGCUGAUUCAGCAGUUGAGACAGCAGAGCGCACAGAGCCAACAGAACAUGUCAGCCGAGAACAGGAGCGUCAGCACAGCCAGGCUAGCAGCGGCUCGCAGCCUCCACGAAGUAAGCCUGCACGAGUCCAUUCGGUACGCAGCGGGUGAUGCGGUGGAGAAGUGGCUCAAUGAGCUGCUCUGCCUGGACUGCCUAAAUAUUCCUAGACUCAUCUCUGGUUGUCCUCUUCCGCAAAACUGUGACCUAUAUUAUGUGAACCGAGACACAUUGUUUUGCUACCACAAGGCAUCCGAAGCCUUCCUGCAGAGGCUGAUGGCCCUCUACGUGGCGUCCCACUACAAGAAUUCCCCCAACGACUUGCAGAUGUUGUCUGACGCGCCGGCCCAUCACCUCUUCUGUCUUCUCCCGCCCGUUCCCCCCACGCAGAACUCGCUGCCCGAAGUCCUCGCUGUGGUGCAGGUGUGUCUGGAGGGCGAAAUAUCCCGACAGUCUGUCCUCAACAGCCUUUCUAGAGGGAGGAAAGCCUCAGGUGACCUCAUUCCAUGGACUGUCUCAGAACAGUUCCAAGAUCCUGACUUUGGUAGCCUGUCUGGAGGCCGAGUGGUGCGGAUUGCUGUAAAUCCAGACUAUCAAGGGAUGGGCUAUGGGUCCCGAGUGCUCCAGUUGCUCCAGAUGUACUAUGAGGGCAAGUUCCCCACCAUGGAUGAGACCACAGACCCCCAGCACAAAGAAAUCACUACAGUCAGCAGUGAGGCUGUCACGUUACUGGAGGAGGUGGUGACGCCUCGCAAGGAGCUCCCACCACUGCUGCUGAAGCUGAGCGAGAGGAGAGCAGAGCGACUGGACUAUCUCGGGGUUUCUUACGGACUCACACCUCAGCUAUUGAAAUUCUGGAAGAAAGCAGGUUAUACGCCAGUCUACUUGAGGCAGACACCUAAUGACCUGACCGGAGAGCACUCAUGCGUGAUGGUGAAAGAGCUGAUCAGUGAAGAGGAGCAGAGCCAGUGGUUGUCUGCAUUUUGGAAAGAUUUCCGCAGGCGCUUCAUGUCCCUGCUCUCCUACCAGUUCGGCAGCUUCACCCCGAGCCUGGCGCUCAGCAUCCUGCAGAACAAGAGCACCAAGGAGGCCAUGAGCACUCUGUGCGCCUCGGAGCUGGCGGUCCACUUCAGCCCGUACGACCUCAGGCGUCUGGAGUUGUACUCGCGCAGCAUGGUGGACUACCACCUCAUCAUGGACCUGGUCCCAACCGUGGGGCGCUUGUUCUUCCUCAAACAGCUGGGUGACGUCUCUCUGUCAGCGGCGCAGUGUGCAAUUCUGCUGGGCCUCGGACUGCAGCACAAAACGGUGGAGCAGUUGGAAAAGGAGUUGGACCUUCCGAGCUCGCAACUCAUGGGCCUCUUCAACCGCCUCGUGCGCAAAUUUGUGCAAGUUUUUACCAGUAUCCAAGAAAAGGCCAUUGAAGCAGAGAUGGCAACAACUAAAGAUGUCACCAUGGAACCAACCGCCCGAAGCCUUCACGAAGAUUUGAACGAGGCAGCAAAGGAGUUUGAGGAGAAACACAAGCGGGAUAAAGAGAAAGUGAUGGAACUUGACUUAGAGGAGUACAAAAUCCGCGGACGUGAUGAGGAAUGGAAUGAGGUGCUGAAGAAAGCUGGGAACACGGCGAUGGUCAGCAUUAAAAGUGACAAGAAGAGGAAACUUGACGCAGGAAAUGCUGCAGCAAGUAAUGGAGGUUUGCAACUCGAAAAGCAGAAGAAGAAGAAGAAGAAGGACAUGCAGCAUGGAAAGUUCAAGAAGGACAAACACGGCAAAUUUGGAAAAAAGAUGGUUAAGUGAAUGUGAGCUCCAG